AUGAAAUUAGUGGUCGAAAAGAAGCUCAAGUACAUCAAUGGCUAUGAUCACCCUGACAUUCUAGCCGGACAAGGAACGAUUGGUUUGGAAAUUCUCGAGCAGGUCCCAGAUGUUGACGCCAUAGUCGUGCCUGUCGGUGGUGCUGGUCUAAUCGCUGGUAUAGCUGUUGCUGUGAAAACGCUCAAACCUCAAGUGCAGAUCAUUGCAGUGGAAUCAGAUUCAUGCCCAUCUUAUACAGAAGCUAUCAAAGCUGGAAAACCAGUUAUGGCAAAAGUCAAGAGUACACUGGCUGAUGGUCUUGCUGUACCAAUGGUUGGUGGCAAUGCUCUGGCUACUCUAGAAGGUAUUGUUGAUAAAUCCGUGGUUGUUUGUGAAGAAUCGACGGCCCUAAGCAUCUUGAGGCUCAUCGAGAUGGAAAAGGCCAUUGUCGAAGGUGGUGGAGCAGUUGGUCUAGCAGCACUGAUGAGCGGUAAACUACCAGAACUUCAAGGAAAGAAAGUGGUCACAAUUCUUACCGGAGGUAACAUUGACACCACAGUACUGGGACGUACAAUCGAACGAGGUCUAGCUGUUGAUGGUAGACUUAUUCGUCUUGAAGUCGUCGUAUCUGAUAGGCCUGGAGGCAUUGCUGAAUUGGCGACGAGAAUUGCUCAUAUGGGUGCCAGUAUAAAGGAUAUCUUCCAUGAGCGAGCUUGGAUUGCUACAGAUGUGUUCUCAGUAAGGGUAGGUCGCGAACGUACAAUUUAUUAUUUUCAGACCAUAUAA
Cylicostephanus goldi is the source of this 765-nucleotide messenger RNA. The record is from the annotation of a GenBank genome assembly. Lineage: Eukaryota; Metazoa; Nematoda; Chromadorea; Rhabditida; Strongylidae.